UGCUGAAACAAACUUUAUUUAUAAAGUUAUGUUUGUGUAUGUAUAUACGUAGACGUCUUGCGGCGACACAGCUGAUUCAUCUGAUUGUUUACCGGAAUAGAAAAAUGAACGACCGUUUGCAAUAGCGGAUAUACUUUGCUCGUAGAGAAAAGUCACGUUAGUGGAAUUCCGUUCAAACAUGGGAUGCUGCUACAGCUUUUGUAAAGAGGACAGCGGGCCACAGGGCGGAGAAGCAAAUGAAAGAACACAUUUGCUGGUAGAUCCUGUCAGUAAUAAUACAAAUGUACCGAGAGUUCAUAGUGACGAUUAUGUUAACCAAUAUGCAAGUUCCGUGCCUAAGAAGACAGAUGAACAGAGUGCAUUGAAUAGAAUUUUACAUGAAACUGCGGCCAAUGUUAUUGACGUGGGCGCAUUAGACACUCAUAAUCUAGAACAACAUGAAUAUAUGGACAGAUCUCGUGCGUAUUCAAAGAGAAUAGAAUCGGGUCGAAUUAAAUUUCCUGAGGGUGCAUCUUGCUUACUUAAAGAUAUACCUGCUCCAGAACGAACAUUAGCUGCCGAUCCACUUGCUACUGAAGAUCAAGAAUUGAUUACAGAAAUGCUCAACAAGGCUGUGACAGCAUUAGGCGAUGUAAAAGUCGAACACAAGGAGGAUUUGGUGGUUCCAUUUCUAUCGUGAUCGUUGAAUAUCCGUCAAAUUAAUUUAUAAUUUCAUCUCAUUUGACUGGAAUUUUAACAUCAUAAAAAAGAAUACGUCAAAAAUAUAUCGACCUAAGUCCGAGUUAUAAUUCUAGCUUACGCUAAAACAAAAGAUUGUAAUGUAUUAUACAGAAUGUUGAAUUAUUACUGCUGUUUAUGCUUGCUAUGUACUAAUAGUUUCACGAUUGUUAAAUAGAUAUACAGUUCUCUCUUAUUUUUUAUUUUAAAGUUUAGUGUUAUUAAGAUAUGCGCCAUAAUCUUUUAUCUAUGUGAAAUUUUUAUGUAAAAAAUUAAUUUGUUGUAAUAUUUAUCGAUAAGUACACACGCCUGC
This is a messenger RNA of Atta colombica, 1030 nucleotides long. RefSeq names its product ragulator complex protein LAMTOR1 (gene Lamtor1). Gene Ontology annotation, biological process: cellular response to amino acid stimulus; cholesterol homeostasis; lysosome organization. The transcript is spliced from 5 exons. The record is from RefSeq and is a predicted model, not a curated record. Bases 179 to 679 code for a protein of 166 amino acids. Gene Ontology annotation, molecular function: guanyl-nucleotide exchange factor activity; molecular adaptor activity. NCBI's taxonomy places the organism in Eukaryota, Metazoa, Arthropoda, Insecta, Hymenoptera, Formicidae. Gene Ontology annotation, cellular component: membrane raft; Ragulator complex; lysosome.